Molecule: messenger RNA, 2510 nt
Organism: Sphaeramia orbicularis (orbiculate cardinalfish)
Lineage: Eukaryota; Metazoa; Chordata; Actinopteri; Kurtiformes; Apogonidae
Gene: miso1
Product: c18h3orf33 homolog (H. sapiens)
Exons: 5
Coding region: 25-801 (258 amino acids)
Source: RefSeq, a predicted model, not a curated record
AGACGCAUCGAGAAUGUCAACAACAUGCCGGAGACUGUGAAAGAAACAGAAACUGAGAAGGGAAGGGGCGACAGACAACAAAGACAUCAAGGAAGCCAGUCGUCUCCUAACGUCGUGUCUUUAAUAUCUCAGUUCGCAGAUGAUAAUUUAACCCUUGUGCGGAAUAUCAGCACUGGACUGGCAGUGGCUGGUGUGAUUUUAAUUGCCAGGAGUAUAAAGCUGAUCACCAAAUUUCAAGCAGCAUCUGAGAUCCCGGCUCGUUUCAUUGAGAAGAACGUCAGCCUUCGCGGGAAAGUUCAUUCAAUCACAGACAAAGGCCUUGAAGUGGAGCACAUUCCCAUUCAUCUGCCUGUCAUUUCUCCAUUACUUACAAAACACAGCGGUGUGUGCUCAUCUCCUUUGCUGGUGCAUCUUGUAGGGGUGGAGAUGACACCAGAGGGGAAGGAAUGGCUGCAGAAGAACCUGCUCCCGGCUCAGACGGUUUGGCUAAAACUGAUUAGCCGAGAAGACGACAUUCUUCAUUGUUUGGUGUCCCAAAGCAGACAGGGGUUGCUGUGGAGCUGCUGUAUAAAUGAAAACAUCCUCAGGCUUGGUCUGGCUCGUACUACUCCUAUUACCGGGGUCCAGCCUGACUCUCGCCUCUACUGGCAGCUCCACAGGCGUCUCCACAGAGCAGAGGUCAAAGCUGAGAGAAAGGGGCUCGGCCUGUGGAAGGAGGACAGCCUAUGGGAGAGGGCCUCUAAAUCCAUCAGGGACAAUGCAUUAGUCAGACUGAUGAGGAGGCUUUUUAAGAGGACUUGAUGCACUAAGUGACUGAUUAAUUCUAAGCAUGAGCCAGCCAAAAGUUUAUUGGCUUAGAGUUCAGAAAUAUUCAAAACAUGACAAGGCACUUCAUCAUUUGUGGACACAUAUCCAGUUGGGUUCUCUUGGACUUGUCAGUUCAUGUCUUGACUCAUUUUGUGUGAAAAAAAAAAAACCCUCUCUAUAAGCUAAAAAAAUGAUCCCAUCCAUUACUUAUUCAUGUGGAACAAAUGCUUUUCAGGCUUUGAGUGCAUUUUAAUUUACCUAACAUAACUAUACGCUUGUUUGAAUCAAAGGUUUGUGGCUUGCAUAGUCUUCUCCAGUCUUAAGGGGUUUGAAAACAUUAAAAACCCUAAAAUCCUUACUCUUUCACUAACUGCGUUAAACCACAGCUUUCUCUGUUGGUUUGUGUGUCAGACACCCCACUAAACACAAGAAGGGGGCGGGGUAUGUUAAUGUUGUUCAGAAUGGGAGAGGAGGGUCCAGUUGUCCCUCAAUGAGAUCACUGUUGCUAUAGAAACACCAAAUGUGAAAUACAAAGCAAACCAAAGGCUAAACUCUAUAUUGGCCACUCUCAAACCCCAUGGGAGCCUAAAAUCUACUGAGUGUGUGAGGGGGGUCUUUAAGUGCCUGUAAAGAGGGUCCUUUAACUGCACUGCGACCAUAACAUUAGAUAUUUAAACAGUGAAAGCGAAGGGACGGGAGAUAAAGCCUGUGUACAGCUUCAGAUGUCACAACACUGGCUUUAUUGUUGAAAACAAAUGAAAAACAGGAAAAAGUAUGUUAGACCGUCAUUUUCAAUCAGUCCCUUUUGUUACAGUGAGUGCACAAGAACAUCUGCUGCAGACAGAAUCAGAUCCAUUAUCAGUAAACCCUAGAACAAAUUUCCUGCUCGUCCAGGAUUAGACUCAUGUGAUUGCAGUACAAGGACAAUACUGCAUGCUGUGGUUUGUCUGAGCAGGGCUGAGGAGGUGGGCCUGGGGUGGCCUGUUUGAGGCUCUGAUGAGUCCUCUGGGGUGCGAGGUGAGGAGGGUCUCAGAGGUCUCAGCCUGUGAGAGUAGUACUGAGUGCUCAAUCCAAUGGGGCACAAGGAGAUUAGUGCAGAGGGGAGGGGGGUCACAGGGGCACAAGGGGAUUUUGGGUCCGAGCACAAAGGCAGGAGAGGAGGAGUCACACUGGAAGGGAAAGGGAGUGGAUGAAGAGGUGGGGGUAGGGGGGUGAGGGGCUUGAUGAAUCAGCUAGUCUCCUCUUUUGUUGUGCAAAUGUUACUAGCGACUGUUACGGCUGUAGAGGCUUGUGAUUGGUGGGUCGGUUUAAAUUGUAAGGUGCAUUUCAGGCGGAUGGCUGUUACUGCCAGACUUUGAACUGUCACACAGGGAGGAGUAGGAGUGAAACCACGGCUGAGGCACACAUCAGCGUGAAGGCAGAGUUUCUGAUACGGGGGAUUACACAGAAUUUAAGCCGUUCACUUAAAAGCUUUUAACCCCAUCACACUUUUUUUUUUUUUUAAUUUAAUGAACUGAGUCAUGAUAUUUGCAGAUUGGAGUCCAUUCAAUAAUCACUAUUUGUUGACAGGGAAACAGUGUUGGAUGUUCUCUUACUUGUAGCCUCUUAAUCUGCAAAUUGUUAUUCAUCACUGCACACAUGAAAUUGUCAUUUAGAAGUCUGGUGAUAAUUUUGGAUGACAAGAAUAUAAUGUCAAAGGUGAA